AUGCUUGCGAUCAUCAUCUGUACCGUUAUUCUUAUUUUAAUUGGUGCAGCUAUUGGUAUUGCAUUAGGUGUUAGUUUGAAUAGAAAUACAGGUAGUUUUCGAUGGAAUCCAACUGGAAUUGUAGUACUUGGUAAUGGGACAGCUGGUUCGGAAUCAAAUCAAUUAAAUAGACCAUUUGGAAUUUAUAUAGAUAAUAAUGACAUAUUAUAUAUAACAGAUUUUGGAAAUAAUCGAAUACAAAAAAUGAUAUUAUCUACUGGUGUCAUAACAACAAUUGCCGGGAAUAUUACAGCAGGAAAUAGUAAUACUCAAUUAAAUGGUCCUGAAUUUGUUUAUCCUGAUGGAAAUCAAAAUAUUUAUGUACCUGAUUACUAUAAUUACCGUAUUCAAAGAUUCCCAUCGGGAUCAUUAAUCGGUACCACAAUCGCAGGAACGGGAACACCUGGAAAUGCUACAAAUCAAUUUAAUGGAAUAAAAAAUAUUUGGUUAGAUUCAUCAUAUCAAUAUUUAUAUGAAGUUGAAUCAUUAAAUAAUCGUGUUAUGAGAUUUUCAACUAAUUCAAUAAAUGGUACCGCUGGAACAGUUGUUGCAGGUGGAAAUAAUCCUGGAAAUAAUACAGAUCAAUUAAAUAAUCCCCAAGGAAUUUAUUAUGAUACAUCAUCAAAUUCAAUGUAUAUUGCAAAUUAUGGUGGACAUACAAUAAUUAAAUGGAUACCAGGUGCAUCAAACGGAUCAGUUGUUGCUGGAACCUCAGGUCAAAGUGGAAAUACUUCAUCAUUACUUAAUUCUCCAUUGGAUGUUCGAGUUGAUCAAUAUCAGAAUAUUUAUGUUGCAGAUUCGAGAAAUUUUAGAAUACAAAGGUUUUGUGUAAAAAAUGGAAAUCAAGGUACUACAAUAGCUGGAGGAAAUGGAGCGGGUAAUUCAACUAUACAUUUAGCUCAACCAAGAAGUUUACAUUUUGAUUCUCAAAUGAAUUUAUAUGUUAGUGAUACUACCAAUCAUAGAAUUAUUAAAUUUGUUAAAGUUUAA
Messenger RNA from Rotaria sp. Silwood1, 1029 nucleotides. NCBI's taxonomy places the organism in Eukaryota, Metazoa, Rotifera, Eurotatoria, Philodinida, Philodinidae. The record is from the annotation of a GenBank genome assembly.